AUGAACAAGAUGAUAGCCGAUGCCCUGGACGGCUACAACGAGGUGAACACGAUGAUGAGCUUGGUUCUGUUUGAGGACGCCAUCUACCACAUCAUGCGCAUCAACAGAAUUCUCGAGUCACCACGCGGCAAUGCUCUGCUCAUCGGCGUUGGUGGCAGUGGCAAGCAGAGCCUCUCCAGGUUGGCUGCAUACAUCAGUAAUUUGGAUGUUUUUCAGGUUUCAUUGAAGAAAGGUUACGGUCUGAAUGAUUUGAAGGCUGACCUAGCUGUGCUCUACUUGAAGGCUGGUUUGAAGAACUUGGGGGUAAUGUUUCUGAUGACUGAAGGGCAGGUUCCUGAUGAAAAGUUUCUUGUUCUCAUCAACGAUCUCUUGGCUACCGGAGAAAUUCCUGAAUUGUUUCCGGACGAUGAGAUAGAUAACAUCGUCAAUGCGAUGAGGCCCGAGGUUAAGGCUAAUGGCUUGUUUGAUUCGAGGGAAAACUGUUGGAAGUUUUUUAUUGAAAGAAUCAGACAGUUUUUGAAGGUGGUUUUGUGCUUUUCACCGCAAGGAAGUUCUUUACGUAACAGAAGUCGAAAGUUUCCCGCCAUCAUCAACACGACCUGUAUCGACUGGUUUCAUGAGUGGCCCAUAGAAGCUCUCGUUUCCGUCAGUCGGAGAUUUCUUGGAGAAAUUGAAGGACUGACUCCGGAUAUGUGCGACUCAAUAUCAGACUUCAUGUCGCACGUUCAUCAGUCAGUCAACGAGGUGAGCGUGUCGUACCUAAUGAACGAGCGCAGGUACAAUUACACGACGCCAAAAAGCUUUCUAGAGCAGAUAUCCCUCUAUCGGAAUCUCGUGAGUAGCAAGUUUAACGAGAUUCAUCAGAAUACUGUGAGGCUUGUUAACGGCCUGGAGAAAUUGGAGAGUGCCUCUGGACAGGUUGAUGAAUUGAAAAAGACGCUGGUGGUGCAAGAGAAGGAGUUGGCCAUCAAAAACGAGGAGGCCAACAAGUUGAUAGCUGUCGUCAAGGGAGAAACCGAUAAGGUCUCUGCUGAAAGAGCUAUAACGAAUGAUGAAGAAAAAAAAGUAAAAAUCAUAAACGACGAAGUAUCAGUGAAGUUUAUUGAAUGCGAGGCUGACCUCAGGAAGGCUCAACCUGCUCUUGACGCGGCCAAAGCGGCUCUUGAUACUUUAAACAGGAACAAUUUGACGGAGUUGAAAGGUUUCACAUCUCCUCCAAGUGCAGUCGUGAAAGUAGCAGCUGCCGUCAUAGUCCUCAUGUCAGCUCCAAGUGGAAAGGUACCCAAGGACAGGGGCUGGAGGAUUGCGAAGGGAAUCAUGAACAAGGUUGACGAUUUCCUCCUGUCACUGAUCAACUACAAAAAGGAAAGCAUUCCACCCAUGGUGCAGAAAGCCGUUCAACCCUACCUCGAUGACCCUGAGUUUGAACCUGAAUAUAUUAAAACCAAGUCUUUUGCAGCAGCCGGUCUUUGUGCCUGGGUUAUAAAUAUCAUGAAAUUCUACGAGGUCUUCUGCGAAGUGGAGCCAAAGAGAUUGGCCCUUGAAGAUGCCACCCGCCAACUGAACGAUGCCGAGCAGAAACUGAACCUGCUACGUCAGAAGUUGGCUGUCCUCCAGGAUGCUCUAGGAAAACUAACGAAGGAAUACGAGAAGGCGACGAAAGCCAAAGCAAAAUGUCAAGCAGAAGCAGAUCAAACAGCAAAGACUAUCGACCUAUCGAAUCGACUGGUGUUGGGUCUUGCGUCUGAAAAUGUUCGCUGGCACCAGGCGGUUGAGACGUUCAACAUCCAGGCAGGUACCGUUCCGGGAGAUAUUCUGCUGGUCACUGCCUUCAUAUCUUACGUCGGUUGCUUCACUAAGCCCUACAGAAUUGACCUCAUGGAAAAUCAUUGGCUACCUUACUUCAGAGCCCUUCCUAAUCCCAUCCCAACCUCAGAAAACCUUGACAUCAUGGGUCUACUAUCUGAUGAUGCCAAACUGGCCAAAUGGCAAAACGAAGGUCUGCCUAAUGACCGCAUGUCGUCUGAGAACGCCACUAUACUGACCAACGCUGAACGAUGGCCGCUAAUGAUUGACCCUCAACUUCAGGGCAUUAAAUGGAUCAAAAGGAAGUACGGUGACAAGCUAGUUGUGGUGCGUCUGAAUCAAAAAAAUUACAUCGACAAGAUAGAGAAGGCCAUUUCAGACGGAGAGGUCGUCCUGAUUGAAAACAUCGACGAAUCCAUCGAUCCCAUACUCGAUCCCAUCAUUGGCAGGAACACCAUUAAAAAGGGUAAAGUAAUUAAAGUUGGAGACAAGGAAAUCAACUUUAACAAGAACUUCAGGCUGAUAUUGCACACCAAACUCGCAAACCCACACUACAAACCAGAGUUACAAGCGCAGACGACCCUGAUCAACUUCACGGUGACAAAGGACAGUUUAGAGGACCAGCUGUUAGCCAUGGUCGUCGCCAAGGAACAGCCGGAGUUAGAGGUCUUAAAAGCCGACCUUACCAGACAGCAGAAUGAAUACAAAAUCACGUUGAAACACUUGGAGGAUUCUCUCCUGGCAAGAUUAUCUGAAGCUUCUGGAAACUUUCUCGGUGAUUAUGAACUGGUUGAGAAUCUGGAGACCACCAAGAGAACAUCCGCUGACGUUGAAGAGAAGGUUAAAGAAGCUAAAGUAACGGAGGCGAAGAUAAAUGAGUUCAGAGAAGCGUACAGAGUUGCCGGGUCUCGUGGCUCACUUCUCUACUUCAUACUGAACGACCUCAACAAGAUUCAUCCCAUGUACCAGUUCUCACUGAAGGCAUUUGGCACAGUGUUCGAACUGGCUCUACAGAAAGCAGAUCCAGCUGACACGCUGAAGCAGCGAUUGAUGAACCUCAUUGAUUGCAUCACUUUUUCAGUUUUUCAAUACACAAGUCGCGGUUUGUUUGAAUCGGACAAGAUCAUUUUCAUGACCCAGAUGACGUUUCAAAUCCUGUUGGCGUCUAAUGACAUGGCGCUGAAUGAGUUGGACUUUUUGUUGAGGUUCCCUGUGUUACCGGUCUCAAGUCCUGUUGAUUUUCUUUCGAGUAUUUCUUGGGGCGGUGUCAAGACUCUGUCAGCAAUGGAGGAGUUUAAAAAUCUGGAUCGUGAUAUAGAAGGAUCAUCGAAAAGAUGGAAAAAAUUUGUAGAGAGUGAAACUCCGGAACAAGAGAAAUUCCCGCAGGAAUGGAAGAACAAAACGUCUCUGCAGAAACUUUGCAUGAUGCGGACUCUCAGACCAGACAGGAUGACAUACACUAUCAAAAUGUACGUGGAGGAAAAGUUGGGCAAAAAAUUUGUUGACAUACGUGCUACUGAGUUUUCCAAGUCUUACGAGGAAUCCACACCAUCGACACCUAUCUUUUUCAUUCUCUCACCUGGUGUUGAUCCUCUCAAAGAUGUCGAAAAGCUUGGAAAGGUGCUCGGCUUCACGUUCGACAACAAAAACUUCCACAACAUUUCUUUGGGUCAAGGUCAGGAAAUUGUGGCCGAGAAUGCCAUGGACACUGCUGCAGCUGAAGGACAUUGGGUCAUUUUGCAGAAUGUCCAUCUGGUGGCGCGGUGGUUACCAAGUCUGGAAAAGAAGUUGGAGCAGUACAGUAAUGAAAGCCACCCGGCCUACAGGGUGUUCAUAAGCGCAGAAGCAGCUUCGAGUAGGGAAAGCCACAUCAUGCCGCAGGGCAUCCUCGAGUCUGCCAUCAAGAUAACCAACGAACCGCCUACAGGAAUGUUUGCCAACCUCCACAAAGCUCUUGAUAUCUUCAGUCAAGAUACAUUGGACAUGUGUGCCAAAGAAAUGGAGUUCAAGAGUAUUCUGUUUGCUCUCUGCUACUUCCACGCCGUCGUCAGUGAAAGGAGGAAGUUUGGACCGCAAGGAUGGAACCGCAUGUACCCUUUCAAUUUUGGAGACCUCAACAUUAGUGUCAGUGUUCUGUACAAUUAUUUGGAGGCUAAUUCUAAAGUGCCUUGGGAAGAUUUGAGGUACUUAUUUGGGGAGAUCAUGUACGGCGGACACAUAACUGACGAUUGGGACAGACGGCUUUGUAAGACGUACCUCGAAGAAUAUAUGAACCCCUUCAUGUUGGAUGGAGAAUUAUACUUGGCGCCAGGUUUUCCAAACCCUCCUAACUUGGACUACAGAGGUUAUCACAACUACAUAGAUGAGAUGCUGCCCAACGAAAAUCCAAUCUUAUACGGUCUGCAUUCUAAUGCUGAAAUUGACAUACUCUCACAAACUUCUGAAGCACUCUUCAGAAGUGUCUUUGAACUUCAGCCCAGAGAUGCUGGCUUCGGUGCGACGGGUGGAGUCAGCAGGGAGGAAAAAAUCAAAGGUAUUCUGGACGACAUAAAAGACAAACUACCAGAGCAGUUCCUCAUGCAAGAGAUCAUGUCGAAGGUGCCACCGGAGGAGAGGACACCCUACGUCGUGGUGGCCUUCCAGGAAUGUGAACGCAUGAACAUUUUAACUACUGAGAUCAAGAGGUCCUUGAUAGAAUUGAAUCUCGGCCUCAAGGGUGAACUGACGAUAACAGCGGACAUGGAGAACCUGAGCAACUCUUUGUACAUGGAUAUCGUACCCGAAACAUGGGCCUUGAGGGCGUAUCCAUCUUUAUACAGCCUCACACCUUGGUACGCCGAUCUGCUGCUGAGAAUUCGUGAGUUGGAGAUGUGGACAUCCACAUUUGCUAUUGCCGGGGCAGUUUGGCUGGCGGGAUUUUUCAAUCCUCAAUCCUUUUUGACUGCCAUCAUGCAGCAGAUGGCUCGCAAGAACGAGUGGCCCCUGGAUAAGAUGUGCUUACAAUGUGACGUUCUGAAGAAAUCUCGUGAGGAGAUCGGUGGCGCUCCGAGAGAGGGGGCCUAUGUGUGUGGGUUGUUCAUGGAGGGGGCACGAUGGGAUGUCCAGUCUGGGAUGAUUGCUGAAGCUAAAUUGAAGGAACUGGCCCCUGCAAUGCCGGUGAUUUACAUUAAAGCAAUCCCAGUGGACAGACAGGAGACGAAAAAUAUUUACGAAUGUCCAGUCUACAAGACGAAACAACGCGGCCAGACGUUCGUGUGGAAGUUCAAUCUUGAAAACGAAAGACAAGCAUUCAAAAUGGAUCCUGGGUGGUGUCGCCUUGCUGCUUCAAAUUUAAGAGUCCGCGUUUAUUUUGAAAAAAUUGUUACAAAUUGA
Messenger RNA from Helobdella robusta, 5178 nucleotides. RefSeq lists its product as hypothetical. Lineage: Eukaryota; Metazoa; Annelida; Clitellata; Rhynchobdellida; Glossiphoniidae. The transcript has 25 exons. Gene Ontology annotation, cellular component: dynein complex. Gene Ontology annotation, biological process: microtubule-based movement. The record is from RefSeq and is a predicted model, not a curated record. Gene Ontology annotation, molecular function: minus-end-directed microtubule motor activity; dynein intermediate chain binding; dynein light intermediate chain binding. Bases 1 to 5178 code for a protein of 1725 amino acids.